Messenger RNA from Protopterus annectens (West African lungfish), 1937 nucleotides. Its product is annotated as ras-related protein Rab-39A-like. The transcript has 2 exons. Bases 607 to 1248 code for a protein of 213 amino acids. Gene Ontology annotation, molecular function: GTPase activity; GTP binding. The record is from RefSeq and is a predicted model, not a curated record. Gene Ontology annotation, cellular component: Golgi membrane. NCBI's taxonomy places the organism in Eukaryota, Metazoa, Chordata, Ceratodontiformes, Protopteridae.
UACAACUGCGCUGUGCCAUUUAAAGAUUGUUAAAGUCUGGUAUAAACACAUGGAGGGGGAGUGGAGUCACAGGAAGAGAUGAUGCAACAGUCUGACCCAAGCCUAUACAAAUUCCUGAUUAAACUCCUAAAGUUAUUAACCCUCUCCUUUCCACAGCCUUUUCCUUACAGAAUGUAAUCAAAAUUUUGUGAAAUCUCCAGAGAGAAAUUCCUGGCAUUCCAAGGGAGGGGCACAAAAGCAGCACACCAUGCUUGCUCAUUGUGUUUUCAUGCUGUUGCAGAGGAAGGUGAGUGUGGCCAAAACUGGAUCACAUGGCUUAAUAAAAUGAAACCUAAAACUUUCAGACUGUGAAGGAAACUUCCUCAACUCAGGCAGAGAAGAAGCUGAGUUAGCAGGCAAAGAAGGAAGUGUUGGGCUGCAAAGCCAAUGCAGAGCAUGUGUCAACAAAUCCAAAGUCAUUCAACGCAAACAGUAUCACGCUAUCAUUAAAACAUUCAGGAGCAAGGCUAAACAAGUAGGGGCUAGCAGAAAGAAAACAAAACUUUGCCUGCAGUCCUCCAGUCUUUAAAUUGAUUAUUAGUCAUUUUCUCCUUUUCAUGAGAUAGCAUGGAUUCUUUCUGGCAUUACCAAUUUCGCAUUAUUAUGUUAGGAGACUCUACAGUUGGGAAGACUUCUCUGCUGAAACGCUAUACAGAGGGAGUUUUCAUCGACUUCAUCAAUCAAACUGUGGGAGUUGAUUUCUAUGUUCAGUUUGUGGAGGUUGAACCAGGAGUACGGGUGAAACUACAGUUCUGGGACACGGCAGGGCAGGAGAGAUUCAGAUCUGUCACGCAGUCUUACUACAGAAACUCUGCUGGUGGGCUUCUGGUGUUCGAUCUUGCUAAUCGGACGUCAUUUGAGCAUGUGAAGAACUGGCACGAAGAGGUCAUGGAGCGAGUAAAGCCUCACAAGAUCAUUUUCAUUUUGGUGGGGCACAAAAGUGACCUUGUGGAAGAGCGUGAAGUAUCUGUGGAAGAGGCAGAGAAGUUAGCAUCCACUUUGGGACUAAAAUACAUCGAGACUUCUGCCAAGAACAACAACAAUGUGGAAAAUGCUUUUGCAGUGUUAACAAUGAGCAUUUAUGAGUCAAUAACCAAAGGGGAGAUUACACUGAGGGAGGGGUGGGAUGGUGUGAAAUGCAGUCUAACCCAAAUGACUGAAUCACGAUCUAAGGCACAGAAAGCACCAGAACAAACGUGCCCCUGUUAGCCUGAGUGAUCGCAAAAUUUUGGAUGCUCAUUACUUGCAUUUUCAAAAUAUCGACUCUAAGCCCUAGUUAAAGCAGACAAUCUGUUACUGUGAUGCUAGAUAAUGAAUCAUGCAUACUCGAUAUGCUUUGUUGUGACUCCUGAAGGGGGUGGCACAUUACAGAUCUUUUAGACCACAGGAAAACUGAAAUAUAUGCAAGCAAACUUACCAGCUGUCAUCAGAUUUUUGCACUAAGUUAAACUGUAUGUUAGCAGUACCUAUAACAAUAAAAUCCUUAGGUGUACUGAGGAAUUUUAUUUUAUUUUUUAUUUAUUUAAGAGGAUAGCCUCAUAUGUGCAAACUGCUUUCUGUGAAACGUGAUCUUGCAUGGCACAGGCAUGCAGACUUGCAGGAAGAGCUUGGUGAACUUCAUAUGUAUUCUGGGAUCUCAAAGCAGCUUGGUUAUCCAUGUUAGAAUGAGAGCUCUUUUAGUCUCAAGGUCACAAAGAGUCACAUCCAUGGCUCCCAGUUAUAUUAUACUGAGACUUUCACUUGCUAUAUAGUCAUUCUAGUCUUUAUAUUAGAGCCGAUUGUGAACAGAAGAUUAACUAGCCAUUCGUUUCAUGGUUGAACGGUAUUCUUACUCGUAGAAGUGUAUUAUUUUUUGAUGUGAAUUAAAUGACUGCAAAUAAAAUAAAUGGUAAAAAAUG